AUGACGGAGGACACACAUGACCAGGGUACUCCGUCUGCUCUUCGUCCCCGCCCUGGCUGGGAUAAGGCAGCUCAAAACCCAGAUGCGGUUCAUUCAACCCUGGACCUAACGGCCGUCGCCAGCACUGGGUACACGGACCCCUCGUACCAGCCGCCCAAACUGUCGCCGCUUUCCGACGCAGGCGAGCUCGACCAGUUACCGUACAAGGAGGCUCAGCAGGGUCACAGGCUGGCUCGUGCCUCGUCACCCAAUGGCACGCGCGGUGGUGGCGGUGGCGGCGGCGGCAGCAGCAGCAUCCGCGGCGCUGCCAGUCACGCCGCAGUCAGCGACGGCGCCCCGACUGCUGUCCCAGAUCUGGAGGGAACCACUCACGCAGACGGCCGACCCGCCUGGGACUCCCGCUUCAUCCUGGAACGCAGCGCCUGGGAGGUGCAGCCGCGCACCGCGCUCCUGCGUCCACCCUCCACUAAUGCCUUUCCAGGCAGCGGCGUCCGCGGCUCCUUUCCCACAGGCACCGGCCGCAGCGAACACAGCCGCAGCCCUGGAGGCCGCCGGACCUCGGACGGUGACAACACGCUGGGACCUCGCACCGGCGGCAGCAGGAUUGUCAGCACGGACGGGAACGGCACACGCACAACCAUCCUGCCGGGACUGAACGCGGCCUCACCGCCCAUAUGGACAAGUCCGUACGGCGGUGAGGUGACGUCGCCGGGACCUGGCCGGAACGCAACAUCGCCGGGGACGUCACCCGGCCCUGGGGGCUACACCGCUGCUGCAGGGGGCACAAACACUGCCCUGGGGACCGCCGCCGCGGCCGGUACUACUAAUGGUGCACAACGCUCUCCCCGUACGGACUUACUGGAUUCGUACGUCGGACGAGCAUACAGUCCAGACCAGUCGUACUUCCGUGAAGGUAGCAGCGGUGGCGGCGGAGGUAGUCCCGGGAGCCAGGGUCGGCGGGGCGGGGCAGGGGACGCCGGGGUGGGCGCUGAAGGGGACGGGGUCGACGGGCACGGCACACACCUUCCGGCUCUGGAACGUGCGGGUUACGCCAGGGUGAAGGAAAAGGAGGUGAAGGAGAAGGAAAAAGAGGCUCAGGCCGCUGCCGCCGCCAAAGCCAGCGCACAGAAAGCGGCUAUCUUGGCGCUUGGGGCGGUGUACUUGCCACCAGGCACCAAGCUGCGAAUCGGUGGCAGCAGCGGCGGCGGCGGCGGCGGUGCCAGCGCACGUGACACUUCCCGCAACAGCCACCUGCUGGCGUCGCCGCCGCCACUGUACAGCCGCAGCUGCCGUAGCACUGAAGACGACGGCGGGCGGCGGGCCCAUAGCUUGGAGGCUGGCGGGUGCGGCGGUGGCGGGCACGCAACGGACCGUGGCCGGGACACUAGUCCGGGUCCCGGCGGCGGCAUCUGGAGGCCCUCUGGCAGGCAGCCCAUUCCGGAUGCGGCGCCGCCGGUGCCGAAACACACGUACAGGAGCUCGUCGGGGGAGGCCAAGGAGACGCAGGAGGAAGCCGACCGCCGACGGGCGGUGCCCCGGGACCCGGCCAUCUACAGCCCCGAGCGCUACCCGAUUGUGGGCAUGGGCUGGUUCCUACCGCCAGAAAAGAUUCCUCCCAACCCCGCGUACAUGGGAAUCAAGGCCAAGUAUAUGGAGGCGCGGCCCCAACGCAACGAUGAUGACGGCGCUAAGACUUCCCACAUUCCCGAUAUCCACCUCAAACCCUGGCUCACGGCGGGGAAGCACCUCGUCACGGACAGCUCCACGCCGCCGCCGAAGAUGACGGGCACGGCAGGCGCCCGGCCACCGUACUCGUUCUCCCCGUCGGCGACCGGCACCAGUGUUGCUGGGCCAGGCACCUCACGCUCCAGUAAGGGGACGGCGCGGCGCGGUCGCGGCGCGGCACGGGGCGGUGGAGGCGGCGGCGGUGGCGGCAAGCGCAACGGCAGGCGGAGCCGCGGCAGCAGCAUUGCGGGCGAGAGCGACAGUGAGGCCGAGGACAGCGAAGUGGAGGGUGAACGGGAGGUGCUCGCGGUGAUUGGGGGCGUGCGGCUCAUGUCCAUGACAAAGCGCCACGACAUGCAGGAUGAGGCGCGGCUGGAGGCGGAGGAGGAUGCGCAAAUGGCGAAGGAGGACGCGGAGGCUGCGCAGCGGGCGAUGGAGGAGGAGCGGCAGCAGCAGCCGCAGCAGGGGGACACGGGGCUCGGAAGGGAACAGGAGAGCCAUUACUCUUCUGGACUGGAGGCCUCCGGUUCCGAGACUCGAGCAAGUGGAGAAAGAAUGGAGCGCGAUGAAAAGGGGGGAUCUGGAAGGAGCGUGUCAGGGAAGCGGCACUCCGGGGCCACCGAGGGGGUGGCUCCCAGCAGCGCCGGCCGAGGUUAUGGUGGUAGCACUAGUCGGGGCAGCAAUCGCAGCAGCCGCAGCAGUAACAUCAGCCGUAAUGGUGGAGGUGCUCAGGUUGAAGGUCAACGCGGCGGCAGUGGUGGCAAUGGGUAUGGCCCAGAGGCUGAGGCUGAGGCAGGCGGCGACAGCGGCGGUGAUAAGGAUGAUGAUGAUGGGUUUGUUGGAAGUCGGGUGCCGGCGAGUCGAGAAGUCAGCCAGAGGAGCGGGGAUGGUAAGGAUGAGGCGGAGGCGGGCGGGUUGGGAGGGGAACAGGAGGAGGAGGAGGGCGUUUACAAAGAGGGCGGCGAUGCGGAGGAUGAAGCCAGCAAUGGUGACGAUGAUGAUGGAGACUUGGCGGCACAAGCGGCCAUGGCAGGUCUUGGGGACAGCGAUGGUGAUGGCGAUGUGGACGCGGAUGCUGGCGGGGGAGAUGACGAGGAGGAGGUCGCUGGCAACAGUGGCGCUUGGGAGUAG
Volvox carteri f. nagariensis is the source of this 2856-nucleotide messenger RNA. RefSeq lists its product as uncharacterized. Bases 1 to 2856 code for a protein of 951 amino acids. The transcript has 5 exons. Lineage: Eukaryota; Viridiplantae; Chlorophyta; Chlorophyceae; Chlamydomonadales; Volvocaceae. The record is from RefSeq and is a predicted model, not a curated record.